GGUUGGCAAUGGCUCUCUCGGACCAAUGUAUUAAACAUAGGCUUUAUCCCCUCUCUUAUACCCCAAAAUUUGGCCGAGAAUAAUCCCUUAAACUCCAUGCCUAAUAAUGCUAAUAUUCAGUAUUUUUAAAAUGGCGGACUCAAAUGGAAAAAUACUGGUUGAACUUAUAAAAAAACCUGGAAAUAACAAAUGUGCCGAUUGCGGAUUGAAAAAUCCAGAAUAUGCGAGUUACAAUAUUGGGAUAUUUGUUUGCACAAGAUGUGCUGGUAUUCAUCGUUUGAUGGGUGCACAUAUAUCAAAAGUAAAACAUUUGAAAUUAGAUAGGUGGGAAGAUUCACAAGUGACAAGAGUCAGAGAAGUCGGCAACAUAACAGCGCGACAAUACUACGAGGAAAGAGUACCAUCAUGCUACCGGAGACCUAAUCCAGAUGCUCCACAGGUUCUUGUUGAACAAUGGAUACGGGCAAAAUAUGAACGUGAAGAAUUUUGUCAUCCCGAACGUCAAAAUCAAUAUGUUUCUGGUUAUAUGGAAGGUUUUUUAAUGAAACGUGGCAAAGAAGAUUCGCGUUAUCAUCCGCGUAAAUUUGUAUUGUCUGAAGUUGAUGACACAUUAAAAUAUCAUGUCAAAGAAAAUAAAGAUCCGAAAGCAAUACUAAGAAUAUCUGAAUUAAAUGUUGCAUUUGCACCACAAAAGACAGGACAUCAAAAUAGUUUACAAAUAUCAUUUAUGAAGGAAGGUUCAACGCGUCAUAUUUAUGUUUAUCAUGAGGAUCCAGAAGUUAUAACAAAUUGGUACUUAGCAAUAAGAUGUGCUAAAUUGCAUCGAUUACAAGUUGCCUACCCUGGUGCAUCAGAAAGUGAAUUAUUAUCACAAUUAACUAAAGAUUUUCCGAAAGAAGGUUUUUUAUGGAAAACUGGACCUAGACAAUCUGAUUCUUAUAAGAAACGAUGGUUUACAUUAGAUGGCAGGAAACUCAUGUAUCAUGAUGAUCCAAUGGAUGCUCAUCCUAAAGGUGAAAUAUUUCUUGGUUGCAGUUCUGAAGGUUUUAAUGUCAAAAUAGGAGUACCACCUGGUGCUAAAAACCAAGGAUUUUCUUUUACACUUGAAACACCUGAAAGAAGCUUUCUCUUGUCAGCACAAUCUGAAGAUGAUAGAAUACAUUGGAUUAAUAUUAUUCAAAAAGUUCUUGAAACACCACUAACACCUCAAGAUGUUGCGGUUGCUUCAAGACUAGUGAGAAAACGCACAGCAAGUGGAACGAUGAGUAUAUUUUCAACUAGGUAAAGCUUGAUUGCACUGAGAUGAUUAUAAACAUACUAUUUAAUCCUUGCCAUUAUCCGCUAGCUGAAUUAUUGACUAGCCUUUUCUUAUUAUUAUUAUAUAAGUAUAAACGACACGAAUAUUAUGAGUCAAUAAUUGAAGUAAGAUCCUUGUAUAAUGGCAGAAUAACAAAGAAGCAAAACCUUUUUUUUUUUACACCAACAAAUAGUCGAAAAAUUUGAUAACUUACCGAUAGAAAAGGCUUUGAAAUCUCAGGUUUUUUUUAUUUGUUUUUAAAAUACGAUUUUUAAUUUGUUAGUGAAAUGUGUACAAUAAGGUAUUAAUGUUUGCAUACCGUUGCCCGGUAUGAAACUACUAUUGCUACCUUUUUUUUCUGUAACCUUUUCAGUCCAUCAGUCUAUAUCUAGAUUGAAUAUUUUUCGUAAUUCAUACUACAAUCGAAGCUCCAUAUAUUAGAACUUCCGGGGAACAAUUUCUUCUCCGCUUCUCGGGGGACAAAAAGGAAUGAUAUUCGAAUAUCUUCGGAGAUCGUCCAUGGAAUAUAGUUGAAGAUGUUACGUUUGCCCACAUCCCUAAAUAUCACCGAAGAUAUCCAACUAUUUAUACUAGAAUUUAGAAUCUUUAACAUAUUCAACGAUAUUUGAAUACCUGGGAAAUAAUACAUUGUUUUACGAGGAGGUCGCCUGCGGCUCGUUUCUACGCAACCGUCGACUUGACAUCACCGUCCUGUCGUCUCGGCAUCGUCUGUGCAUGCGCCUCGCGUUAUUUUAUGAUUGUAAAAGAAGCUGGCUCAUUGCGUCCGAGUAGAACAUACUAUAUUUUGUUAUUUGUACUUGAGAAAAACAAUAUGGUAGGGUUAUCUGUCAAGAAUAGAAGGGGGGGUUUGGGGGGUCUUGCCCCCCAUCUAUCAACAGCAAUAAAAUUUUAAAUGUAUUUGAUUUAUAAACUCAAUCACUAAUUAUUAUACCAUCUCUAAUUGGUUUAGCCACGUUCAAUAUUUUUUAUUUUUUACUAUUGCAAUUACGCUACAUUGCAAAACGUUAAACAAAAAAAAAAAAGAAUAAAAAUAAUAAAAAAGAACGACACAAAAUUUUUUUUUCAAUUAAAUAAUAUGAAAAUAAUAAUAUAAUAUAAUAAUUCUGUAAAAAAAAUAUUUAAAAAAUCAAAAAAUUUAAUAUCAAAAAAUUAUCAAAAUAAUAAUAUUAUAUUAAUAUAAAUAAUAAUAUAAUUUUGAAAAAAAAUAUAAAAAACAUGAAUAAUCAUAAUAUAAUAGAAUGAAUUGCUUGAAAGCUGUUUGAUCAAGUUAAAACGUGUUUAAGAUACUCGAUGUAAGCACGCACACAUACAAGUAGGCAGACGAACUUCCCCGAUUUCACGAUAGGAGGUGUAUAAGUCGAUCACAGAGCAAGCCAACUGAAGCCAACUUUUAUUUUUUUAGUAUUAAAAUAAUGCAGGAAUCAUUCUGUUUCCCGCAUUAUUUCUAUACCAAAUGUAUAGCAAUGAAAUGAUUUUUUCAUUUCUUGCAUUAUUCUAAAAAUGUUGGAAACAAUACCAUUGCGCAUCAAAUGUAGUGUGCAAAGUUGUCUUUCUCGAGUACGGAUAACAAAAAAAAUUUCAUGUCACAAGGGCAGUGAGAAUAAUGUGUGAAUUUCCAAAGCGUCGGAAGGGUAGUUCCUUUUUUCGGAAAUUCACACAUUAUUACCACUGUCCCUAAUAACAUAAAAUAUAGUUCGUUACAUGUACCCAGUCAGAGAGCCCGCUCACAACUCAUUUGGAGGGGAAACACUCGCCAAGGCUCGUGCUUGCCUCUCCAAAUUCGUUAAGAGCACACUCUCUGCCUGGGCACUUGUAACGAAAUAUACUAUUCUGGAUAUGUCUGAAUCUGCUUUGCCAGAUCAGGCUCGAUCCGUAUAGCCGUGAUCCAGACAUAGCCGUUUCCCCACCUUUUUACGAAAAUGACCCAUGGCGGACAAAUUUCUCCAACCAAAAAUUUACUCCAACUUUUUUCCAACUUUUCUCCAACUUUUUUCCGCCAUUUCUCCAACCUGAAAUGUACUCCAACUUUUUUCCAACCUUUCUCCAAUCAUGGGUCAUUUUCGUAAAAAGGUGGAGAAAGUUGGAAAAAAGGCGGAGAAAUAUUUGUACCAGGGGGAUAUUCAAAUAUCGUUGUAUAUAUUCGAAACUUUAACUUCUAGUCAAGAAGAAGGGGUGCAUUCGUGUAUUCACGGAUUCUUUUCCACCUUUCAAUACCGGCAAUUCACUAAAAAUGCGGAGAACAACAAAAUGACAGAAUUCUCCAUACAAUUUACCAGACUUUAUGGCUCUUUGCUUAUCGGUUUUCAGACGAGUGUUUUGCUCUAGAGCUCUAAAAUAAAUGAUUGUUUGUUAAUGUCAAAAUAACAUGAGCAAAAGUACCUUUAUAGCCUAAAUGUAGUGCUAUAUUGACAUUUGACAUAUAUAUAUAUACUUGCCAAAAAUCAAAUGAUACCCAUUGCUGCCACUCAAGAAACAGCUUAUUUGUGAUAUAUUUUUGCCGGUAUUAAAGAGCGGAGAAGAAUCCGUGAAUAAACGAAUAGGGACGGGCGAUAUUUUCCGGUUAAUCGGAACAUCGUUUUUUUUUGACUCCAUUAAUCAGAUAUCGAUAUUUAUUUGGCAUAAUCGGGUUUAAAAAAUCGAG
Molecule: messenger RNA, 3959 nt
Organism: Aphidius gifuensis
Lineage: Eukaryota; Metazoa; Arthropoda; Insecta; Hymenoptera; Braconidae
Product: arf-GAP with dual PH domain-containing protein 1-like
Exons: 5
Coding region: 107-1285 (392 amino acids)
Biological process (GO): positive regulation of GTPase activity
Cellular component (GO): intracellular membrane-bounded organelle; plasma membrane
Molecular function (GO): GTPase activator activity; phosphatidylinositol bisphosphate binding
Source: RefSeq, a predicted model, not a curated record